Messenger RNA from Punica granatum (pomegranate), 567 nucleotides. The record is from RefSeq and is a predicted model, not a curated record. Lineage: Eukaryota; Viridiplantae; Streptophyta; Magnoliopsida; Myrtales; Lythraceae.
UUCACAUUCUGUGCGAAUUGUACGUACGGCAAGCUACCUCUGAUAUCAAAGCCUAGUGGAAAUUUAAGAUCCAAUGGAAAAGCUGAUCACUAGCAACAUGGAAAGGAGGCCUAGCUCCGCAAAUACAUCUGCUGCGUUUCACGAUAAAAAAAAAGGUGACCAUCCUUUUCCGGUUACAAAAGGAUGCAAAUGUGUAACUCCCUACAAAUGUGAGAAGAAUGGUGCAAGCAACUGGGUCCUGAUCAUCACCAAAUGUGGUACGAAAAACGAACCACGCAAAAACAAUCUGCAGAAUGUAAAGCAUCGACCCCAAAGUAACAUCCAAUGUCCCCUCAAAGCGAAAACAUGCUGUAUAUGGUGCAUGAAUUCAUCUUCCAUCUGCAUUAGAAGAAUUACGGUAAUUAUGGGGUGUCUAACAACCAACUACACCGUACUAUGUAGAACAUGUACUUCAAAAUCCAAUAAGGAGUACUAAGUUGGGGGGACGAUGGAAAGAAUAAGCACCUUAGCGAUGAUUGUAAUAUCUAGAUUGGAAGUCCCAAAUGGCACGGCACUGCUAUUGACGAU